This is a messenger RNA of Exaiptasia diaphana, 2782 nucleotides long. RefSeq lists its product as uncharacterized. The transcript is spliced from 11 exons. Lineage: Eukaryota; Metazoa; Cnidaria; Anthozoa; Actiniaria; Aiptasiidae. Bases 735 to 2480 code for a protein of 581 amino acids. The record is from RefSeq and is a predicted model, not a curated record.
UAUCUACUUUCUUGAAAAAUUUUGAUUAACAGAAUAUUUCAACGUUCGAAGAUCUGUAUCCUGGGAUACCCACAUAAAAUAUCCUUUGCUCCUGUAAUCGGUAAUUUCUAAUUUCCAGGGUCCGCCGAAACCUAUUUUUAUUUCUUAUUUCCCGGACAAUUUCUGUCUAGAACCUAGACCCCGCGUACACUGGAAAGUUGGACGGAGCCUGGAUUCGAAAUUGUUUUCCCGCCAAAAUGAAUUGAAAGAGCGCGCGCGCGCUUACUCUAUUUCACUUCGAAGAGCCAAACAUCAUUUCUAUUCCUUUAUAGUUUCAUUAUAAUUAUAGUUUCAUUUAGUAAAUUAUUUGGUUGAAAAGCAGAAUUAGCAUCGUGAAUGCUUUUUAUAGCAUUUACUGCUGACUGAUACAGACAAUGAAUAACAACAAAACGGCAACUGGCCUGUAUUUUGGUGCUCUACCAGACCUAAGCGGUUUGGUUGCUUAUCUAGUUGAGGAAGACGAUGAAAAUAUGAGUACAAUUCAACCUCUUGGAUGUAGGUAAGGUUAUGAACUCUAAGUCUUGUUUUGRAAAAAGCAUUGAAACUCUUCAAUUUAUUUUUUGUGYUGUCUUUUCUCCAGGGAGCUUCUAUUUACCGAGCCAAGAGUCCUUUUAUCUCCCUGCUUAGAAAAUGGAAGCCAAGCCGUUAUAUUGUGUAAGGAGACUGUUUUGGARUGCAGCAAGUUUCAAGGUCUUAUGUCAAAACUUAAGUUCAAGGUUGUKAGACAAGUUGAUGUCAACAAGGAGUUAUUCCAGUAUUGCUUGGCUUUUACUAUUACCCAGAAACUAGCACCACUUUGGAACAAAGCUGGAGAAUACUUCAUUCAAGGUCGGGAUUUCUUUGAAUGUAAAUCCAAACUUAAUGCAAUUUCUAUUGAUUUCAACAUCACUGACAGACUUUGCAUUGGUCUUAAGGCCUUUAAUUUAAAAGUGGAUCCUUCAAAAGUAGAUCAUUUCUGUUCCUCUGCAAAUAUCCUUCAAACUUUUUCAAGACAAAGAAAUUUUGAAAUCCAACAAGAUUCAAUCMAAGAUGAAUUGUGCUAUGUUUUACCCAGUUUGAAGAAAGCACGGGUAAUAGGUAUAUCUCAUGAAAUUCCUUCUGAUUCUCCCUUUUCAUGUUAUGAAGACCUCAGAAAACACUGGAAGCUAAUGUAUGGCUACAGACUUCCAUCACAUGAGCAUAUCUUCUACAAUGUCAGGUUCUUUGGUAGCAAGAUCUUUACGUAUCCCAGCAGUUGUAUCCAGAGUAAUUAUCCUCAAAUAUUACUACGUUGUGAUCAACAAGCAAUAUUUCAAGCGUUUCUGCAAGAUGUGCAAAACCGUAUUCCUUUCAUAUGUGAAUCACCAUUGAGAUUAACAUCAUGCGCACUUUAUUCAUCAAACAAGUUGCACAGUGCACUGACUAAUAACCAGAGCUGCUUGACUCGCCUGCCUCCACAGUACAAGCAUUGCACUCCAUAUGUGUUUUCACAGAAAGCUGAAACACCAAGCCACAUACCAGUUACAUCCAGUGAAAGCAGCAAUAUACCUCAGAAAACCUGUAUUGACACUGCUAUUUCAAGACCUAAUAGUGAUCGUUAUAUUCCAACUUUUACCAGACAAUUACCUUCAAAAACUCUGGUAUCUCGAGGAAAUAAAAUAAAAGAYGUUGCCACCCCUAAAGUGACUCCUGUAUUCAAGACAAAAUUGAUGUCAUCUCAAGUAGUUSUUCAUGGCAGCAAUGCCAGMUCUAUACCUUGUACACAAUCAUUGUCAUUCACAACUAAUACCAAUAAUGGUCAUGAAAGUGAUACUUUACAAAGUGAAGAUUGCACAAACUGUGUGUCUUAUAAUCAUACUAAGAAACUACCAGAUAAUAGACCAGGACUAAGUCUAUCUAGAAGUACUAUUCCUGUCAUUGCUAAAAGGACAACAAACUCUGUUGACAUGGUUACACAYAGAGUCCCUGUAAAUUCUGUACACCCCUCUACAAUUGCUGCUUUGAAUGGCGUUUCCAUUAAAGGGCCAARCCAAAGUUCAACUCCAAACUCCAUACCAGUUCCAACCAACAGGUACAAGAGAAUAGUAAARCCAUUGACUGGAUUACAGCAGAGAAAUGUGGAGAAACUGGACUCUUCAUGCAUGUUUCAAAGAGCACAGGGCAGCUAUUCUGAGAGUAUGGAUGAGGUUUAUAUUGGAAGUCAUCCAGGAACUUCAAAAAGACAGAAUACCAGCACAUGUGAAAGUGAUAUAGCAGUCAAAAAGCCAAGACCAAAACCUAAAGUACAGGAGGAUGUUGACAUUAGACAACUGGCACUAAAUAACCAGCUGAAGAAAGUAAAUUCUGUCACAUUGGUUAACUGGCUGAGAAAUCACAAUGUUAAUGUACGACAGAAAGAUAAGAAAGGAGACCUGAUUGAUAAAGUGAUGAAUGUUAUCAGAAGUAAUGUCCAUGAGGCUUAGURACUACAAUCCAGAAAUCAAGGUAUUCAAUAUUAUUCAAUGCUUCAUAAGAUUAGAGAUCAGCAUGCAGACAAUGUAGCUGCAGCUAUAGCAAGUUAUUUGUAGACCCACCUGAAGUUGAAAACCUUUGCAAUCAUUUUUUUAUUUUGCAAAUGUUAAACGAACUCUUGUUUAAAGUCUGCUUUCUGAUUAGCUCAAAAUUGAAGAUAACUUUCAUAUUUGAGAAGAUUGUUCAAAGGUUCCUGGAUGCAUGCCUUACAAAUAUAAAGCUUACAGCUUGCUCCAUUUCAAUGAUCAUUCAA